Messenger RNA from Nothobranchius furzeri (turquoise killifish), 3034 nucleotides. RefSeq names its product olfactory receptor 56A4-like. Gene Ontology annotation, biological process: G protein-coupled receptor signaling pathway; detection of chemical stimulus involved in sensory perception of smell. Gene Ontology annotation, molecular function: olfactory receptor activity; odorant binding. NCBI's taxonomy places the organism in Eukaryota, Metazoa, Chordata, Actinopteri, Cyprinodontiformes, Nothobranchiidae. The record is from RefSeq and is a predicted model, not a curated record. Gene Ontology annotation, cellular component: membrane.
UUGAAUAAAAAAUGUGUGUUCUGUACUUUCUGUCUGUUAAAAGGUCAACAGCCCACCUCCCCCUGGUCACCAAGGUGGGAGGAGCUUGCCUUACUAUCACCGAUGUUGUGUUGCUCUUCUGUCUUCCAGCUGCUUCAUGGAGAACCACACUUUAGGACCAGAUCUCCUCCUCCUGGAGGGGUUACAGGUCACCUCUCAGGCCUCCAUCCUUGCCUUCAUCCUCCUCUUCCUCAUCUAUGUCUUCGUGAUGCUGUCCAACAUCGCCCUGAUGGUCCUCAUCACGCUGGAGCCCAGCCUCCACCAGCCCAUGUACCUGCUCUUCUGUAACCUGGGUGCCAACGAUGCUCUGGGGGUGUCGGCCAUCAUCCCGCGCCUGCUGAGCGACAUGUUGACGUCCAGCCCCCGGCGGCUCAUCUCUUACAGCAGCUGUGCUUUCCAGGCCUUUUGUGCUCACGUGUACGCCAGCGCCUCACACACGGUGCUCAUGAUCAUGGCCUUUGACCGCUACAUGGCGAUCUGCAACCCGCUGCGCUACCCAAGCAUCAUGACGGGCCGGAUGGUGCUGAAGCUGUCGGUGUGGGCCUGGGCCACGGUUCUGCUCAUGGUUCUGGUUCUGGUGGGUCUGAGCGUCCGCCUGUCCCGCUGCAGGGGGUUCAUAGCCAACCCGUUCUGUGACAACGCCUCUUUGUUUAAGCUGUCCUGUGAGGAUGUUAUGAUCAACAACAUCUACGGGCUGGGCUACACCGUGGUUCUGCUCGGCUCGUCCCUUGGGACCAUCACGCUCACCUACCUGCACAUCGCCGUAGUGUGUCUGAGGAGCUGGACCAGGACUGGAACCAGGAACAGUCAGGCCCUACAGACCUGCGCCACACACCUCAUCCUCUACAUCAUCAUGUUCAUGUCAGGCGGCAUCAUCAUCAUUCUCCAUCGUUUUCCUGAGCUGUCAGACUCCAGGAAGAUGGCCUCCAUCAUGUUUCAUGUUGUUCCUCCUGCCAUGAACGCUGUGAUCUAUGGGCUGCAGAUCAAAGCCAUCCGGCAGAAACUCCUCAUCCUGUUCAUCAGGAACCGCUGACAGACAGGAAGUCACCAAACGUUGUUAAGAGGAAAAAUCUAAGGAAAGAAAGUUUGACCCAGAUGCAGAAGAGCUGAAAGCAAAGAUGGUGCAAUCAAAACAAAACACUCAAGAACAUUCAAGCUUCAUUUAUUCCAUAAUUGUCAUUUUUAAUCAAAUGUUUUAGAAGGAGAUUUAAGACCAGGUGAGCUGAAGGCCCGGCCCAUUCUGAAACCCUGGUUCUGAUGGACCCGGGACAGAAUCAGCUGUUAUAGAAUCAGCUUCUGGUCCAUAGACCAGAACAUCAGAUGAUUCAUUUAUUCCAUUCAAAACGUGAAACUUCAUUCAUCACACACACACACACACACACACACACACACACACACACACACACACACACACACACACACACACACACACACGCACGCACGCAGGAAGACGAGUCGAACACCUAUUAUACAUCGAACCUAUCCAGAUGUUUAAAGAUCAAAAACCAACAGGGUUCGCGAGGUCAUAGGUCAUGUUUUAUGAGUAGGAAACUGUGACCUUAGGGGUGUAGACGCUUGUCUCUGAGGAGCUUCCUCAGAGUUCUCCUGACGGCGACUCGGAGUUCAUUGUUUCUCAGACUGUAGAUCAUCGGGUUCAGAAAGGGUGUCGGAGCUGAGUAGAGAACAAAAACGAUGAUGCACACCUGCAGAACAAGACCAGAGAAGGUCAUCAGGUCAUCACUCGGACCUGCAGGAGGAGACCUUUUCUAGGUUGGUUAAGCUCUUCCAGCAGCUGCGUCUCCGAGUCACACAGAAGUGGUUUUACUUUUAUUCUGGCGGUUUCCGGGAGGAAGACGACUCCUCGCUGUAGACAGAACAGGAAGAGCUGCUCAGCUACUCAGGCUGUUUCCACCAUCAGCGUCCAGCGACCUCCACCAAGCAUCAUACGCAGGAAUUUGCCUCCAUUUUAGCCAAAGGGCGCAUCACAUUUUAGAAUCAUAGUGGCGAUUCGCUGUGCUACGCAUGGGCGUCACUAGGAUUGAGAUAUAGGGGGGGCUCAGCCCCAGGAGCUUGACCUUGAACGUUUUUUGUCACACCCUGCAAAAACUUUGUCAAUUAAUUCAUAAUAUGAAGAACAUUUAAUAAAACCUAUUAUUUUAUCACUUUCUUUUCCUUUCCUACCUUUGUGCAUUUUCUCUCUUCUUUUUAUAAAAAAUAACACUUAAUCAGUUCAUUAGUGGGGUCUAUGUUGAAGAAAGAUUUUAUAUAAGUCCAUUAAAAAUUAGAUGUUAUAUUUCCAAAUAAAGCUAUUCAUUUCAGCCUACUGCACUUAACAGGGGGAAAUGUUGUAGUCAUUUAUUUAAUUUGUUUAAUUACAACUUGUUUAAUUAUAAAUGUUACUGAAAUGUGACAAUAAAGAACAAAUGAAUAAUUGUCAAACUUUUAUUCUGCCAAAUGAGUGUGCAGUUGACAGUUUUAUAUGAAUAACACUGCUAUGAUAUGGAAUAAAGGAGUAUAUAAUUAACAAUUACAAGACAAAAUAACAGUAUAUAUGAAAAUACCCAGCAAGUAGUAGAACUUAUAAUACAGAAAGUCAACUAUACAGAUACAACUUGACAUGAGGUUGCAGGCCAGAUGAUAAUUAUAGUUAUUUUUUUCUCAGUGUCUCUUACCUGUUCACUCCUAAAUAGAAAACUGUUCAAUUUUGCUUGGGAACUUUGUGCUCAGGUAAAUGCUCAUAACGGUGCACUCGCCCCUGUUUUCGCUGUAGAUCACUGACCUUGGCCAUGCAGAUCUCCUCAGCAUCAACCACCUGGUCUCUCUCCUGUUCCUCACUCACUCUCUUAAAAAAAUCUUCGUAUAUCCAUCUAGCCAACACAUUGAAAAACAUUUUCAAUUUCUAAUGCCAAAAAAAAUGCUACUAUGCCAUUUAGUUUUCACUCACAAUAAUUGAAACAGCCAUUGGUGGAUAAAUGGGACAGAAUAUGGACAAAUG